AUGGCAUACACCGGUCAUUGCAACUGCGGGAGCGUUCGAAUCACGCUUCGAGAACAACCGCCUGGCUCAGUCGUCUGUCACUGGUACGCGCGGGUUCCUCGGAUAGUAUUUGGCAUAACGAAUUUCGCUGAUAUUCUUAUUAUUAUAGCGAUAACUGCAAGAGAGCUGGCGGUGGUGGUAAGACUGCAUUCCUGGUCAAUUACCGCUUCGAUAUAUCUGUGCUCACUGCCUCAAGCAUUUUCCGUGAACUAUUUUGUCUCUGUUGAUGAAAUGACCAUCGAAGAUUCCAAUAAUACACUGAAAGCAUACAAUGAUGCAAAUACCGCUGAAGGACGGGUUAUACAGCGAUAUUUCUGCUCCAACUGUGGAAGCCCUGCCUUCACCAAGACUCCCAUGGCUCCUGGGAAAGUCUUCCUAAAAGGCUCAUUGUUUGAUAGCAUCGCGCCUUGCGCACAAGAAGCUUUUGGGGAAAAGCGAGUACCCUUGUUCCAGACGCAGUCGUCGGACAAGAGCAAGAGUGAAUAG
Molecule: messenger RNA, 525 nt
Organism: Penicillium canariense
Lineage: Eukaryota; Fungi; Ascomycota; Eurotiomycetes; Eurotiales; Aspergillaceae
Product: GFA family protein
Exons: 3
Coding region: 1-525 (174 amino acids)
Molecular function (GO): carbon-sulfur lyase activity
Source: RefSeq, a predicted model, not a curated record